Messenger RNA from Labeo rohita (rohu), 1682 nucleotides. RefSeq lists its product as uncharacterized. Lineage: Eukaryota; Metazoa; Chordata; Actinopteri; Cypriniformes; Cyprinidae. The transcript has 3 exons. The record is from RefSeq and is a predicted model, not a curated record. The coding region runs from base 37 to 849 and encodes 270 amino acids.
AAGUGCGAUUCAAGCAAAAGCAGUGGACGAGCGCACAUGGACGAUUUUACAGACUCCCAGAGUAACGAAGCUCUUACAGUGUCUUGCAGAAGCAAUGCAAGGAAAUUAAAAAGGAAAAAAUGCAAGCGUCAGUGCAAAGAGCGACCUCCCAAAAUUCUAUCUGUUUUCGAUCUUCUUAAAAAACAGUUGGUUGCACUCUACUUGAGAGAUUUCUCUCAAAUCCAGCAACACAUGCAGAGAGUGCAUCUUAUCAUCAGGACUUUUGAAGAAGAUUUCAGUCGUGCUACUGGAGCCAUUACAAAUGCAUUAAAUGCAGAAGUAGCUGGAGGGUUGAUGAUGGGUUUGGGGUUAGUUUUAGCUCCAGUUCAUCAGGGCAUUUCAGCUCUUAUCGCAGGAGUGGGAGCAGUUGUGCUUUCAGGCGCUGCGAUCAGUGAUAAUAUCUGGAGCAAGAAGAUCAUGAACCUGAAGGCAAAAUUAAUGCAGGAUGCUGAAGCUGAACUGAGGGAAUUCCAGUAUAAAAUCAGUCCUAUGAUGGACAAGAUGAAUGAAAUCAAUCAGCUUGUUUAUGAAAUAUUGAGAGACCUCAGUUACCCAGAGCGUGAUGUUGGGUAUUUAAACAAAUAUUUUUCAUCUGCCAGUGAAUUAGUGCGCUUUAUGCAGAUAUAUGACAUUAGUGCAUUGGCUGCACAGAUAAAGUCUCAGACAUCAUGUUUUAUUGGAGUCAGUUUCUUUGGAGUUCUGCCAGUUAGAAUGUCACUCCAGCAGAUGUGGAUAGAAAUGGUUCAGGUAGAGAAUGUCAUGGAAGAAAUUACAAAAACAAUAGACAGAAUAGCAAGUCAACAUGACUAAAUAAUGUAAUGUAUAUUAAUUUAUUUUUCAUAAAAAAAAAAAUGCAUUUUCUUUUUUUUUUUUUUUUUUUUUUUUUAUGAAGUCAUUUUAUGCCAAACUGCUUAAUCAGAUUAUGUGUUCCCAAAUAAGACUUGUACAUUUAAGUUUAUACAAUUUAUUACAAAGUAAAUGUAUAAUGAAUUAUCUUUAUCUUUAAAAUAGCCUUAUUUAUUUGGAUACAUUUUAGGAGAACUAAACAGGUAAAAAAAAUAACCAUAUUGUUUGCAAAUGCACAAAGAGGUACUAUUUAUAACCUACCCCAUGUUUUAUAUUGUGUGCAUGUGCAGUAUUUAUUAAGAUGGAUCAUAAGGUUUUUGGCAGAUGCGUUACUUUACGUGGAUAAAGUAAAGGUGUUAAGAGUUUUCCUGUUGCUUAAUGAACAGCUUCUUAAUGAAUCAACAUUAUAAAUAUGAAUAAGUUUGAGCUGAAAAAAAAAAAAAUUAAUAGUGUGUUCAUUGAGUCCAUCUAGUGGUGAAAAUGAUAACUAAGUAAAAAGAAGACUGAUAUAUUACUGAAACAUGCUAAAGAAUGAGUUACACUUUAAUACUACUGCUGAUGUCAACAACAUUAAACUGAAAUAUAACUAAAUGAUCUUCAGCUGUUUCUGACAUUUUCUCUUGCUGUUCUUGUAGUUCUGUGUUUGCAAACAUGUUGUGUGUAAAACAUUUUUCAAACAAGCCUUAUCUAAAGUAAUAUAUUCACUCUUGUGUUAUUGUACAUACAUUGUUUAUAUAAUCUUAGAGUAUGCCCCCCCCCCACGUGUUAACAUACUCAAUCAUGUAAAACAGCUUCUG